UAUCGCUCACACUUCCUAACAUAGUGUCUUACUCACUCUUGCACAAUAUCUUCCUACAUUUAAUCCCUUCACAUUUCGUAAUCGGAGUAUAUUCCGGCGACCCACUUCAUAUUCCGGUGAAAUCUUCCCAUCCGCCGCCGCCCCAUUUGUAUGUUUGGCUCAUGAUGGAAAUGGAGUGAUAAAAAUCCAAUCUUGGCUAUUAGUCUCUUUUAUUGUCUAACCAUUGGAAUCCAAAUGCGAAUCUGGUGAAAGUGGGAAUAGCAAAAUGGGUUCUUGUCUUAGUGUUGAAGGAGAGGAAUAUCAGCAGAGGGAGAAGAAUUCUUCUUGUGGAAACCAUGGUAUCUAUGCGGAGUCCAAUUCACCGGUGAAAUCGAAUUCAAACACUUUUGUGAUCAUCCCCAAAAAUGUGAAGGACCUACGCCUAAGUCCUGGGAAUGGCGAUCUUGAUAUCUUCACGUACGAGGAGAUGAGGCUGGCCACAAAGGGUUUCCGGCCAGACCAGAUUCUCGGUAAGGGUGGAUUUGGUAUUGUUUACAGAGGAGUUAUAGACGAGAACGUGAGGCCUGGUUACAAGACGACUCAGAUUGCUGUUAAAGUGCUUGAUCCUGAAAGUCUACAGGGGGACCGAGAGUGGCUGGCAGAAGUAAACUAUUUAGGCAAUCUCCGACAUCCUAAUCUGGUGAAACUUAUCGGCUACAGCUGCGAGGAUGACCAUAGACUUUUGAUCUAUGAAUAUAUGGCAUCCGGGAACCUCGAGAAACAUCUUUUCUUUAGGGUACGAACCACGUUAACAUGGCAUAGAAGACUAAAGAUUGCUUUGGAUACUGCAAGAGGCCUUGCUUUUCUUCACGGUGUCGAAAAACCUAUCAUUUACAGGGAUUUCAAGACUUCAAACAUUUUGCUAGAUGAGGAUUUCAACGCGAAGCUUUCUGAUUUCGGGCUGGCAAGGGUUGGGCCAACAGGAGAUCAAACUCAUGUCUCGACCCGGGUUAUGGGCACCUAUGGUUACGCUGCUCCUGAGUACAUCAUGACUGGACAUUUGACAGCAAGAAGUGAUGUCUAUGGGUUUGGAGUUGUCCUGCUCGAGAUGCUAUUAGGAAGACGCACAAUGGACAAGAGCAGGCCAAGCCGAGAGCAUAAUCUCGUGGAGUGGGCACGCCCGCUCCUCAACCACAGCAAGAAGCUUUCGAGAAUACUGGAUCGUAGAAUCGAGGGGCAGUACUCCACCAAGAUUCUCAUGAAAGUGGCCAAUCUGGCAUAUCAGUGUCUCAGCCAGAACCCGAAAGGAAGACCCCUCAUGAGUCAAGUCAUCGAGAUCCUGCAACCCCUCGUCACCCAAGAAUCGAUCCCAAUAGAAAGCAGUGGUGGUGUAACCCUUUACGAAGUCCCAAACGACGCACCUCAGAAUCCCCACAAAGGGUUAAGUAACCGAUUCCAAAGUCAGAGCAAAGGAGACGAUGAGCCCUGAAAAGAACCAACAAUCUCAUCUCAUAUGUAGAUUUUUUUUCGUUGAAAUCUGUGGUUAGGAUUUUGCACUCAAACAGGUUCUUGUUUUGACAGUUAAGUCUGUACUACUUUUUCACAAGUCUGAACAUUGCAACUCAUUCUAUCAA
Salvia hispanica is the source of this 1613-nucleotide messenger RNA. Its product is annotated as putative serine/threonine-protein kinase PBL17. The record is from RefSeq and is a predicted model, not a curated record. Lineage: Eukaryota; Viridiplantae; Streptophyta; Magnoliopsida; Lamiales; Lamiaceae. Gene Ontology annotation, biological process: protein phosphorylation. Gene Ontology annotation, molecular function: ATP binding; protein kinase activity.